GCAUGCUGAAAGCACAGCUCACUGGACAGACCUAUCGGACAGCAGAAUGACAGCAGGGGCAAUUCGCUGCUUGCUCUCCUGUAACAGCCUGGCUCCUCGCUUAUGCUUGGAAUCCUGUAAACUGUAAGGCUGACCUUGUCUAGUCAGAUUUCCCACCUCCACCUACUGCAAGGGGACAUCCACCCCAUCCAGGUUUGGAGCAAAGAAGUGUUCCUGAUGGGCUAGUCUCCAAAAAAGGCAAAGAAGAAGACAGAAGGAGGUGGUUCCAAUGUAUUCUCCAUGUUUGAUCAAACCCAGAUUCAGGAGUUUAAAGAGGCUUUUACCAUCAUGGAUCAGAAUAGAGAUGGCUUCAUUGACAAAGCAGACCUGAGAGAUACAUUUGCUGCAUUGGGUCGCUUGAAUGUCAAGAAUGAAGAGCUAGAAGCCAUGGUGCAGGAAGCUCCAGGUGCCAUUAACUUCACCAUUUUCCUGACUAUGUUUGGUGAAAAACUGAAAGGCACGGACCCAGAAGAGACCAUUCUGAAUGCUUUUAAGAUUUUCGACCCAGAAGGAAAAGGCCACAUAAAGGCAGACUACAUCAAAGAAAUGCUUAUGACACAAGCAGACCGAUUCAGUCAAGAAGAGGUCAGCCAGAUGUUUGCUGCUUUCCCUCCAGAUGUCUCCGGUAAUCUUGACUAUAAGAACCUUUGUUAUGUUAUCACCCAUGGUGAGGAGAAGGACUAAGAGGGGAUGAGCUUCUCCUCUGAAGAGAUCUUAUGCUGAGUUAUUUCCCCGUGUUUUUGUAUGGGGGACAGAGAGCUAAGCAUUCAACGUGCUGAAGCCAUAUGCUCAUCAGAAC
Molecule: messenger RNA, 838 nt
Organism: Mauremys mutica (yellowpond turtle)
Lineage: Eukaryota; Metazoa; Chordata; Testudines; Geoemydidae
Gene: MYL10
Product: myosin light chain 10
Exons: 7
Coding region: 280-723 (147 amino acids)
Cellular component (GO): mitochondrion; cytoplasm
Molecular function (GO): calcium ion binding
Source: RefSeq, a predicted model, not a curated record